Onychostoma macrolepis is the source of this 2486-nucleotide messenger RNA. RefSeq names its product Immunoglobulin superfamily member. Lineage: Eukaryota; Metazoa; Chordata; Actinopteri; Cypriniformes; Cyprinidae. The record is from RefSeq and is a predicted model, not a curated record. Bases 17 to 697 code for a protein of 226 amino acids. The transcript is spliced from 4 exons. Gene Ontology annotation, cellular component: membrane.
CUUCUCUGACACAGAAAUGGCUUUCCUCGGUCUCUUGCCUUCUAGAAACUUACUUAGUCACCUUUUCCACUCUGCCCUCACAGGUGGGCUUCUUUUUCUUUGUCUACUUGUAAAUAUGACCAUUAUCGCCAAUCCCACUCCAACUCCCCAGACCACCCUCAUCAUGUCCACAGCAGAACCUUUAUUUUCUCUGCCUGCUGAUGGUCCUCCCGGCUCACAGGGGGCGUCAUAUUUACAACAGCCUCCAAAGGCAAAAGCUGUGGAAGGGGAGGAUGUGGUGUUUCCAUGUUUUUUAAAGAGUGAUGUGGAUGAAGUACUGGCUUUGGAGAAGGUGAGGUGGUAUGUGCAGAGUUUGGAGGGAAGGAAGAAUAUUCUACAAGGCAACGAGACAGUGGAGGAUGAGUUUGCGGGCCGUGUGAUUUUGUCUGGUGAACUGUCUGAGGGAGAUCUAUCCAUGACACUAAGGCAUAUUUCGGUGGAGGAUCAAGGCCUGUAUUUGUGUGUCUUCAUAUCAACACGCUCAACUGUUCUUCAGGGAGGCGGGACCAAACUCAGCAUCCGCAAAGGGCUGGGUGUGAUUGAAGAGUCUGUGGGCACUGUAAUUGGCAUCGUUGUGGCAGCUGUUGGCGUGGCAGUGGGGCUGGUUGCUGUGAUACUGACUCAGUUCAAGGACAAACUGAACUGCCUGCAGAAAUGACACGCGAGCAACAGCUUUGGAGCUUGGAGGUUAAAAGUGCGGGGAGGUUACAGUAAAGGCCAAAGGUAAAAGUCAACAAACAGCUCAUGCUGCCAAGAACUGACUGCAGUGCAUGAGGGAAUGACUUAACUGAACCGUGAGGCAUUUAGCUCACCCCAUAUUCUGAAUCAUAAUAUAUAGACAAAUACAUAGACAAAUAGAUCCGGUGACCCUCCAUGAAUACAUACACACCCCAUCAGAUCUAACAAUGAUGAAAAAGAGCAGCUGGGUUAUGAACUGUUGAGGUUUUGUAAGCUUGCACUGAUGAGCAUGCAUUUCCUUUGUAAGAUUAAGUACAUGAGCCAUUUGAAAAUAUCUGAUCUCUAGAUGAAUAGUUCCUGAGAUGAUUCAUGUUUUUUUUUUUAUUUCAUCCAGUCUGUGUAUUUAUUUUUAUUUUUAUUACUUUAACAGUUUUAUAUGACUUAUUAUAUAGCUGAUACAACUUUCAGUUCAUUGCUCUGUCAAUGUUCAAAAUCAUCCUAUGCAAAAUCAUAUUUGCACUUGCUUUUGCUUUUUAUUGAUCUAUAUGCAUGCACAUAUAUGUUUUCAGUAUUGCAAAUCUUUUCAUACCAACAUAUAAUAGAUGUUAUUUAGUAGACACUGAUGUAAGUCCUUUGCAUACCUCAAGUGGAGCAGAUGUACUGUUGAGUGGAUCGAAUGCUUAGCAGAGGCCAUUAUGAAGUUAUAUCUAUCAGAAACUGAUCUUGUAUCAGCAGCACUCAACACUGAAUACAUUUUCUCUCAAGAGAGGCCUGAUCUCAACACUCAUGCUGUGCUUCAGUAUUCUGUUUUGAUUAAAGAACCUAAUUGCAAAGUUCUUCAUUUUCACCUACAUGCCUUUUGUAAGACCCAGCAAGGGCCUUCGCCUCAGAAAUAGCUGGUUGUGAACUGGUUUGUGAUUGUGUGAUUUCAUCCCUUGGGCUUAGGUUUGUUUACUGUGAAAAUCACCAUCUCUCCUUCUGACACAAAUAAACAAGUUUUAUUAGUCAAAGUGUCUCUGGUGACUUCCCUGUCUCAUGUAACUACACGAGUAACCACAGCUUGAAAAACACCCACAAGGCCAAGCCAACACAAGCCCAUCUCUGAGAACCCCGCUUGUAUUACUGGUGAUUAGCGUGGCGACACAGUCCACAGAAUUGAUGAAUGUGUAAAUGAAUUAUGUUCAGAGGUAAUAAGAAUGAUUACGUGUUUUCUUAUGAACAUUUAUGAAGAUGGUUGUUUUCAUAAAGGUUUGUUUUAUAGGUCUCUUAAAGGAGAGCCACCCGUUGGUUUUUAAUUCCUCGUUCUUAGAUCGUUAUUUUAAAGGUAUUUGCUUGGAUUAAAGAAGGUAUUAAUGAAAAUGCUCAAUUUAAGGUAUUUAUGAUAAGUUUUUGAGUUGCAGGACUAACACAACUAUUGUUACAUGUAUAUAUUAUUGUGGUGAAUUACCCAGUGCUUUUUUUGUAUACAGUGUAUUAAUAUUAUUGUGAUUUGUCAUCUUUUCUUUAGUUGUCUUCCGCCCUGAUUCCAUGGCAGCUGCAGGGUCUCCUCCAUGGGUGUGACUGACACUGGUGAGGUGGUGGGUUCUUCUGUGGUUCCUGGUGACUUGUAUUUUCUCCUGAGUGCGGUGAUUGCUGUGCAGUAUUGGGGUUUGAAUUUCAAUUAAUGGUUGUACACUUUCACACUUAUAGUCGUGCCCGGUUGGAGCCCUGUGGUUCGUUGUUAACAUUUCUUUUUUCUUUUUUUUUUUUUUUUUUCUUUUUUAAAUGAG